AUGAGACAUAUCACACUUACCCAUUGCAUAUGGACCCCCUCGACCAAGCUCAUAUCUUUACCCGAAUCAUCAGCCAAUUCUGCUGCCCAAAAAGAAGCCGUCAACGCAGAGCUCCAGGAACUCAACGCUCUACACCGCGCAGUGGUCGCCCUCGACCCCCCAAACAUCCCCCCUCCACCUCUCCCCAUCAACCCCAAGCGCAGCGCUCAGAUCACCAAGCUCCGCGAUAGCGCCAAUACGGCCUUCCGCAAAUCACAAUACCCCGACGCCGUCCGCCUGUACACCUUCGCCAUUGACAUGGCCAUCUCGCGACCCGGCUGGGAGCCCGUUGCUCUCGCCCGUGAAGAGCUCGCUGGUCUGUACGGAAACCGUGCCCAGGCACAAAUGGCCCAACAGGCCUGGCCCGAGGGCCUCGUCGAUGCAAAAUGCAGCAUCGACUCAAAACCGACGGGCAACGUCAAGGCGUGGUGGCGUGUCGGCAAAUGUCUGGCCGAGAUGAGUCGGUAUGACGAGGCGAAGAAUUUCCUGACGAAGGGCCUGGAGAUUGAGGGCCGCGAGUCAGAAGGCGGAAAGGAGCUGAUAGCUCUGCUGGCAGAUGUGGAUGCUGUGCUGCAACGAUCAUAG
Molecule: messenger RNA, 624 nt
Organism: Penicillium chermesinum
Lineage: Eukaryota; Fungi; Ascomycota; Eurotiomycetes; Eurotiales; Aspergillaceae
Exons: 2
Coding region: 1-624 (207 amino acids)
Molecular function (GO): protein binding
Source: RefSeq, a predicted model, not a curated record